Messenger RNA from Paramuricea clavata, 558 nucleotides. The record is from the annotation of a GenBank genome assembly. NCBI's taxonomy places the organism in Eukaryota, Metazoa, Cnidaria, Anthozoa, Malacalcyonacea, Plexauridae.
AUGUCGAGCACAUUUGACGAAUUUCAAGACAACUUAAAGGUAUGCACAACUUCUAUAACUAAUGUCUGUGACGGUGUCAGUUCUCACAAUUCUGACUCAAUAACUGAAGUAAAUAGUGUUUGCCAGCCUUCCGAUGUUAGCCAGACCAACGGACAGAAGCAGUGCAUCGAAAUCGAUCAAAAUAAUAAUACUCUUAUAACACAGGAAUGUGCCUCUCAAACACAAAACGAGAAUUGUGAUCAUUUGUCUGAAGAAUUGAGAGAUGCUCUCAAGAAAAUUGAUCGUCUGUUUGAUUUAACAAACAAUGUUUACAAUUCUAUAAGUAGAUUGAUACAGGAAACCCCGGUUUCCUGUGGAAAUUGCAUGUUAGGAAAGAAUGCGUCUGGUUCAAAUGCCCAGUCGAUUUCUGCUAGGGAUAUCGGCGAAAAUAUGAGGAAGUGUAACGAAUUAUCUACUGAACUCGAAGGUGUGAAGUUAGAUGCCGUAAUAACGGGUCGAGACUCUCCAAUAAUAUAUACCAGAACAGUAAAGCGAUUGAACAAAUUCAUAGUCAAAUGA